Molecule: messenger RNA, 6300 nt
Organism: Rotaria sp. Silwood1
Lineage: Eukaryota; Metazoa; Rotifera; Eurotatoria; Philodinida; Philodinidae
Source: the annotation of a GenBank genome assembly
AUGAAUUGGAAUCAUUUUCGAGAUAUUCUUAUUGAUGAAUUAUCUGUUGAAGGUCUCGAUGGUUGUACAUUCAAUCAUUUAUAUUCUAUUGUUAAACCAUUAUUUCUUUCUAUUAAUAAUCAAUUAUCAACUGAUAUUUAUCUUCGUUCAUAUAUAUGGAAAAUUCUUUUAUCAUGUUCAUGUAUUGAAUUAUAUGAAUUACCAGAAAAAAUUCAUACAAUAUCAUCAUCAAAUAAUCUUGCAAUUGAAAAUCUUGAAUUAAAUCAUCGUGGUUAUUCAUCAACAUAUAAUCAACGAAAAUUAAUAUUAAAUAAAUCUAAUUAUUUAAUACUUGAUAAUAUACAAAAUAUUGAUCGUAUACAUAUUGUUGUUGAACAAAAUGUUCGUGAAUUUCGUAUUAUACAAGGUCGAUAUGAUACAAAACAAUUAUUUAGUAAAUAUGAAUAUGCAUUACUUGAAUGUAUAUGUAAAACACGUUCAAAAGGUAUAUCAACAUCUGGUAAUGAUGGUUUAUCAAAAAUAUUUAAUAUUAAUAGUAAAUCAUUAUUUUAUUAUCUUAAACAAUUAAUAUCAUUAGAUAUAAUAAAAAAAUUAAAUUUAACACGACAAUUAAUUGGUACACUUAAACAACCAAUAUUAAUAAUGACACGUUAUAUAACAACAAAUGAUUAUUUAAAUUCAAAAUAUACAAUAAUUGAUCGUUUAAAAACAUAUUUAGAACAAUGUAAAAAUCAAUCAUGUGAAAGAAAUUAUUUAAAAACAUAUUUAUCAUUAGGUGAAAAAUCAUUUCGUUCAUUAAUGAGAAAAUGUAAACGUUUAAAUUUAAUUGAAAAAUAUAAUAAAACAAUGAAUGAAUAUGAUUUAAAAAAAUUUUUAAAUAAUGAAGAUGAUUCAUCAACAUUAAUAUCAAUAAAUAAUCGUAUACGUUUACGUUCAUAUACUUUUUUUCGUUUAAAAUCAAAUAAUAUAAAUAAAGAUGAUGAUGAAGAAAUUGCAUCAUCAAGUGAUGAUAAUGAACAAACAGAUGAAGAUGAUGAUGAUGAAGAUGUUAUUAUUGAUGAUAAUGAUAAUGUUGGUGGUGGUGAUGAUGAUGAUGAUGAUGAUUCAAAUAUGUUACCUUUAUCAGAAGCAUCAAGUCAAUUAGAUCAAAAAAAUCUUCGAUUAUAUAUUGAUCGACCAUAUCAUUUUCAAUAUUAUCAAUUAUUAGAACAAGUUAAACAUAUUGGUUUAUCACAAAGAGAUUUAGCAAAUAUAUGUCAUUUAUCAUUUUAUUCAGCAAGAUCAGAAAUUAAAUCAUUAACAAAAAAUAUGAAACAUAUUUCAUUGAAAAGUGUUCAACUUAAUCAAAAAGGAAAAAUUAUGGAAAAUAGAAUUGUAUUGAAAAAAUAUAUGCCAACAACAACAACAAAAGCAUCAACAUCAUCGACAAAUAAUAAUAUUCGACAACAGAUUAUUUCUAAAACACCACGUACUAAACGAAAGAAAUCGAAUAAUAAACAAAAAGAAUUUAUCGAAACAACACAAGCCGAAAGUCCAACAUCAUUGACAGAACCUUCAUCAAAUUCUACAUCUUUUAUCAAAUGUGAACCUAUUGAUGCUGAACAUCUUGACAAUGAACCAUUAUUAUCACGUCUUGUUUCAUCUGAAAUUAUAUGGCGUCCAUCAAUUCAAUCUGUACCAUUAAAUGAACCUCCAAAAAAAAAAUCAAAAACACGUGUUAAUCCAGUUAAACGUAUAAAUAUUAAACGUGAACAUCGUCUUGAUUUAAUACGUUCCUAUAUGAAUGAACAUCCUAUAUGUACAUUAACUGAUUUACGUGCUGCUAUUAUGUUAAGUGAACGUGAUGAAGGUUUAACAAUACAUAUGGAUCGUAAAACAUUAGAUAAAUUAGUUGAUGAACUUGAAAAAAUUCAUAAAUUUUUAUUUCGUUUUACAGCACGUAUAAAACAAUCACGAACAAUUAUUUGUUUAGCUAUGAAUACAAUUGAUAUAACACCUAAUUGUGAACGUAUACAACAAUUUAAAAUUGAAUUAUCACAAGAAACAAUUGAAGUACCAUCAUCAUCAUCAACAACAAAUAAAUCUAAACAACUAUCACGUAAAAAUUUAUUAAAUACAACAAAUGAUCAACAAGAUCAAAUUGUAGAAGAUAAUAAACAAUAUGAUGAUGAUUCAAAAAUAACAAUUGAUCAUUUAUUUAAUAAUGGUUUAGAAGAAGAAAAAAUAGCUUUAUUAAAAAAGAAACCAUUAGAAAAUAUAACUGGUUUUGGAAAUUGUUAUGGUUAUGUUUAUAAAUUUCAACGUUGUGCAAUUUUACAUAAAUUUCUUUUCUAUUUACUCUAUGGUUAUGAAGGAAAAAUUAAUAAUGAAAUAAUUGAGUCAACUAUUGAUAUAGAUCCACCACUUGUAUCAAAUGAUCCUGAAGUUCAAACAAUACUCGAUUCUAUUCCAACUACUCGUCGUUAUAUUGGAUCAAAUCAAGGUGCUAAUUGGAAAACAUUUGUACCACCAUUAGAUACUCGUGGUCGUUCAAUACCAUCAGGUUGUCUUUAUUUAGAUGAUUUUCUUAUGUGUAUGCCUGUAUCAAUAUUUCUUGCUAUUGUUUAUGUACCAUAUAAAGUUCCUGGUCUUAUGGAAUUACUUUCACAUCCAACAAAACGUUAUAUACUUGUACGAGAUCUACCAGCUGAAAUGCGUUAUCCACUUGUUGUUCGUCGUCAUUAUUUAUAUCGUAUAACUGAAGUAUUAAAAUAUUUAUCAACACUUGGUUUAAUAACAUUUGUUGAUCGACCAAUAAUAAGUCGUUUAGAAAAAUUAAAUACAUUAAUUUAUGUUCAUUCAAAAGCAUAUCUUAUUAAUACAAUAAAUCAAACAAAUAAUUCUAAUGAACCAAUUGAAAAUAUGUCAAAUUAUCCUAAACAAAUAUAUAAUUUUAUAUCAUUAACAAAUAUUAAUCGUUAUUGGUUUGAUUUAAUUGAAAUAGCAUUAAAUACAUAUCGUAUUAAAAUUUUUUCACGUAAACAAAAUCGUUCACAUAUAAUUGAUAUACUUAAACAAGCUAUUAAACCAAUAUCAAUAGAAAAUAUUAAUGAAAUUAAAAUUCCACUUGGUAAAACAAAUGGUCCAGCUGGUUUUGAUUAUGAUUUAUAUUUAUUUUUACGUAAAUCAUGGAAACUUCCAUAUAAUAAUAAACGUAUAUUAAAAUUACUUAAUCGUGAAGCAAAUCAUUGUUGUAUACCAGUUUGUGAAUUACGUGUACCUAUUGAUGUUGCACUUAAACGUUCAUAUACAAGACAUUUAGCACAAAAACGUAAAAAUAAUAUUCGUAAACGUGGUGCAAAUAUAUUAUCAUCAAAUUUUGAUACAAAUUUAAAUUCAUCAUUAACAACAACAACAACAACAUCAUCAUCAAUAUUUCAUAAAACAAAACGAAAUUUAAAUAUAUCAAUUAAAUUAUCACAUAAUAUUGAAAAUUAUGGUCAUUUAUCAAGAUAUAUUAUACCAUAUGAAUUAUUAAAUCAAAUACAAUUUAUUGAUAGACGUAAAAAAUUACUUUUUCAAUAUAUUAGAGAUAAAAAUAAAACAAUAUUAAAUCGUUAUAAUGAUAUUUUAUGUGAUAAAUCUAUGCAAAAAAAUAUUAAUCAAAGAAAUAAAAAGAAACAGAAAUUAAAUGAUGAACAAGAAUCUGAUGAUGAAGAACAAAUCAAUUCAACAGCUCUUCGUGUACGUUGGUCACCAAUAGAAGAACGUGUUAUAUCAUUAAUAAAUGCUUCACUUGCAUUUUAUUUACCUCGUAAACAACCUAAUACACCUGAUAUAUCUCAAGAUUCUAAUUCAAUUGGAAGUCGUCGUCCAGCUGCAUUUCUUCCAUUUAAUAAAGAAUUAUUUCGUGCAUGUCUUAUACGUAUUCUUCCUCGUUCAUCACGUACAAAAACUCCACAAAAUGUUGUACGAAAAAUAAAAAAUGAUAUGUCACAACAAACACGUUUAAUUCAAUUAGAACAUUUAUCUGUACUUUGUUCAACUGAUACAUAUUUAUUAACAUUUCGUAAUGAAGCUAAACGUUAUCUUAAACAACGAUAUCGUUCAAAUGAACAUUUUUUUCUUUUACUUUUCGAAAGAAUAUAUUAUAAAUUUCAAAAUUUUAUUCGAACUGGAUAUUUACAUUGUAUACCACAAGGUACAAUUGAAUAUUUACCUAAUACAAAAGAUGAACUUUUAAAACAAUAUAAAAUUAUUGGAAAACCAUCAACAAUAUUUCAAUUAUCAAAUCAACCUGAAUCAACGAAAUCAAUAUUAAGUUCAACAAUAAGUAUGGCAGCACAUAGUUCAUUAUUAUCAAAUGAACGUUCUGGUACAAUAAAAGCAUUUAUUCUUCAUUGUAUAUUUUCUCAAUAUCCUGAAUCAUUACUUAAUGAAAUUGUUUAUCGUUUAAUGCAUACAGAUGCUGUUAUAACAUUAACUAAAUCAAAUGAUAUACAACGAAAAAUAACAAGUGAAGCAUCAACAUUUUUAGCUGGUCGUGCAUAUCAUAUUAAUCAACGAUAUAUUUAUCGUUGGUAUACAUAUAUGCCAGCUAUUGUUCUUCAUGAAACAUAUUCAUGGAUAAAUGAAAAUAUAUUAUCAAAAAUUGAUAUUAAUAAUAUAAAAAAUGAAAUAAUUCUAACAAUUGAUAUUGAACAACAAAAUAAUGUUGCAAUAGCUGCAUCAUUUAUAACAUUUUUUGAUUCAAAUUAUUUUGAUAUAAAUUUAUCAUUACCUAAAAGUCUUGAUAAUGAACCUGAAAUGAUAAUAACAAAAUUAAAUAAAAAUAAUAAUAAUAAUGAUGAUGAUGAUGAUGAAUCAAAUACAGAUGAUGAUGAUAAUAAUGAUGAUGAACAUGAAAGAGUUUUUGAACAAGUUUUACAAAGUGCAAGACGUAUUGAUCAAACACGUUAUGAAAAUAUUAAUAAAAGAAAAUUUUCAAUAGAUAAUGAAAAUACAAAUAAAAAAUUAAAAGUAACAACCAAUGAAAAUGAUAUUUCUAUUUCUCGUACAAAAUCAUCUACAUCAAUUCGUUAUCAAUGUUCGGAAUGUUCAAAAUCAUUUUUAAAUCGAACAAGUCUUGUUCGUCAUCGUCAUCGUCAACAUGAACAACAUCAUCAAAUAAAAUCAAAUAAAUCAACAUUACGUCCAAAUUCAUCAACACAAAAUCCACUUGGACGUGGUCGUCAUGCAACUGAUACAUCAUCAUUAAGUUGUUGUUCAAUAAAUUUUAUUCUUUCAAAUGAAUUUCUUCAUGAACAAUAUCAACAUUUUUAUGUACAAAAAUCAUUAUAUACAAUUGAUAAAUUAAUUGAACGUUUUCCAUUAUAUUUUGCUGUUUAUGAUCAAGAACAACAAAUUGAAUUUAAUGAAAAUAAUUUAUUAUGUAAUACAAUACUUAAUUCACAUGAAUUUGGUUUAAAUUUUUAUCAAUUAUAUAAUAAAGUUAAAUUAUCAAUGACAUUUAGUGAAUGUUGUAAACAAUUACAUGAUUAUUUAAUAUCUGGAAUUAUAAUUGCUGCUGGAAGUCGAACACGUAUAUAUGUACAUCGAAAACAUGCACGUUCAUGGCUUAUUUAUUCAAUACGUUUUCGACAACAUGAUAAUAAUAAUAAUCUUGAAACAUUAUUAACAAGUGCUUUUGUUGAUUCAACUUCAUCUAUGACAACAAUGGAUACUGAAAUGAUACAAGAUAAUAGACAAAUAAAAUGUUUAAAUUUAUCGAAUAAUGAAAAUAUAAUUAAUAAUAAUAAUCAAUUGAUUUUGGAUCAAGCUGAACGUAUUGUUUUUGUUCCUCGUCCUUGGAAAUCAACUGAUGGUUCAAUAAAUUUUGCUGUUUUACAACGUAUGAUGGAAUCAUUACUAUUAUUUAUAAUUGAUCAUCCAGGUACAAAUCUUGAAUAUUUAUAUGAACAUUAUAAAUGUGUACUUCAACCAGUUGCUAUUAAUGAUUGUAUUGAAUUAUUUCAACAAAUGAAUUGUUUAGAAACUGUUCAAGUACCAUUAAAAAAGACAAUAGAAAAACAAAUAAAUCUUUAUUCAAAUGAAAAUACUGAUGAUGAAGAAGAACAUGAACAUCAACAUGAAGAAAAUAUUCAAUAUAAUACUGAUAAUGAUUUUGAACGUAUUUUAUUUAAAACAAAUUAUGAUUAUCAACAAACAACACUUUAUUGUUUUCCAACAUAUGAUUGUUUAGCAAAAUUUGGUGUUUCAUUUCCAUUAUCAUUAACUAAUCAACAACGAGGCAUUGAUCGAAUGCCAUUUCCUAGUUAUUAA